AUGCAGUCGGUGACAGUUCUAGUGUCGAUAUUAGCGAUCGUCUCCGCAGAGUUGGAAUAUCAGCCACAACGAUGGGUCACGAGAAUACUGCACGACACGCUCGAAAGUUAUGUCCCGGACGGAGGACCGACGUGCAAGCGAGAUGGACAGGCAUAUCGCGAAGGACUGAAGGAUCUCAAGCUAUGGGCAACCCAAAUGUAUGACGCUUCAGCAAAGUUUCCAACAGGCAUAUUAUCUGGGAAAUCAGUCGAUUUCGGUGAUUAUGACGAAUGUAUGGAAACCAACACAAAUAGUUUAGACUUUAAACCUCAGUACUGUAUAGUAAACAUACGUUUUUCACCGUCUGUUAAGCUGUAUCCAAAUUACUACAAAACCACUCAACUUAAUAUUUUAAACUCGUCAAUUUCUGCGUGGGAAGCUGUAAAGCUAAAUCCUAAUCCGGCAAAGGUUCAGCGUAAUGAAAUCAACACUGCGAUUUGUAUUCCGUCCUCGUGCACCCAUUCGGAUCUACAGUCCACGUUGUCUCAGAAAAUUAUUUCUGCGUUUAACGAGGAAGAAAUAAACACCACCGUAACAGUUGACUCACUGUUUUGCACCACACAACACGACAAACCACCUAAGACAUUGGGAUUCAUAAUUUUUUGGUGUUUCAUAUUAGUUAUUGUUGUAUUUACAAUUGUUGGAACACUACAAGAUUUAUAUCCAAAGGAAGAGACUGAAUCUAAGUGCAAACCUAUCUUGGUAGCAUUUUCAAUUCAAUCAAACCUCAAAAAGUUAUUUUACAACAGUACUAAAACUGCGGAAUUUGCUGGCUGUAACUUCCUUAAAAUAAUAGCUUGUCUAGUCGUUUUAUUAGGACACCGGUUGAUGUACAUUAGUGCACAGCCAAUUUAUAAUACCAACAAAAUUGAAGAGACUUUUGAAAUGAUGAUUUAUGGAGUAGUGCAUAACGGACCAUUGGUAGUAGAUAUUUUUCUUGCCAUCUGUGGAUUCCUAACUUUUGUUAAUAUGUACAGCGAAUUAGUGAAGACCAAACAAUUUAACAUGCCACUUAUAAUAUUUUGGAGAUGGUGCAGACUGAUCCCUCUAUACGGUGUGAUGAUCGCGUUUUAUUCGUUCGUGUUAAUACACCUUUCGGAUGGUCCUUUAUGGAAACAUAUGGCUGUUAAAGAGUCGGAAAACUGUCAACAAAAUUGGUGGACCAACUUACUUUUUGUAAAUAACUACGUCAAUGCUGAUCAACCAUGUAUGAUUCAAUCCUGGUAUAUGGCGUGCGACUUACAUCUGUGCGCUGUGGGCAUACUAAUUGUGUACUUUGUUUGGAAAUUUCCGAAGUGCGAAAAAUUUGUCCUGAUUAUUGCAAUAGUCGUAUCGUGUUUCAUUUCAGCGUAUGUUGUGUACGACCACAAAUUUUACCCGACGUUUUUUGGUUUCAUUUCGAAUUUGAAAUACCCGCCGAGCCACGAAGAUUUCACACUGCUGUACAUACCCACGCACACUAGGGCGACGCCUUACUUCGUGGGAAUGUUCGCUGGUCACAUUUACAGGACCACGAGAGCCGGGAAGCCCGACUUCCGAUUCCCGUACCCUACACUGUGUCUGUGGACGAUCGUCGUCGGCUGUGUACUAUGGAUGAUGUCCGUAUUCUACUUUUUCGUACACGAGUACAGCAUGUGGGCAAGCGUCUUGUACGCGCUCGUGUUCCGUCUCAUAUACUCUGCCAUGAUUUCGGCGUUCAUCGUCGUUUCCGCCGUAAACACUUGUUUCACAGGAUCUUGGACAUUAAUACUCGCGCCAUUGGGCAGACUCACGUACGGAGUGUAUAUAGGAGGGUUGUCAAUACAAUUGUUCUACGUGGCUUCUGCGCGUACUCAAAUUUAUUUCAAUCAAUUACUAAUUUCAUGGGUCGUGAUUGGUGAUUCAGUUUUUGGAUUUAUCAUUGCAUUCAUUUUGUACAUGUUGAUCGAGAGUCCAUUUGAAAAUCUAUUGAAAAUAUUCAUCAACAAAAUAAAAGGAGGAAAAAAUAAAACUGAAGAAAGAAUGCCCAACGCUAUUGAAAUGAUACCACAUGCCGGACAUACAAUAGAAAUAAAUAGUUAA
Macrosiphum euphorbiae (potato aphid) is the source of this 2100-nucleotide messenger RNA. The record is from the annotation of a GenBank genome assembly. Lineage: Eukaryota; Metazoa; Arthropoda; Insecta; Hemiptera; Aphididae.